UUGAGCCCAUUAUUACGAACGGGGCGCCAGUGAAUUUAUAAGGAGAUGCUGUGACAGUCAUAGAUGAACUUUUACAAAGUAGUCUCCCUAGUUCACUCGUUUUGCCUACAACAUGCAGUCGCCGACAUUUGGACGAAUCUAACCGCGCAGUUCGGGACAAGUCUGCGGGACAGCGGUGCGCUUUCUGGACAUUUCAUCUUAUGCCAAUGCGACGGAACUUGAAUCGUUUCUACASGUCAAGGAAUAUUAGUUCUGGAUUCUUUGUUUACCACGACUGAACUCUUUGGGGUAGAAGGUGUGGUGUGUGAUGAACCUAGAGAGUGCGUGUGGUUACCAGGUCGGGGCGCGGGGCCCGCGGGAAGUGAUGGAGCAGAAAGUCCAAGGUCAGCUGAACAUUGGCUUCCAGAGGAGUUCCACGUCAGAUGACGACUCCGGCUGUGCCCUGGAGGAGUACGCCUGGGCACCGCCUGGCCUCAGACCCGAACUGGUGAGAUGCCCCCAAAUAUACAACACAACAGGGUCCUGUGUAGCUCAGUUGGUAGAGCAUGGCGCUUGCGAUGUCAGAGUUGUGGGUUCGAUUUCCAUGGAGGACCAGUACAGGGAAAAACGUACAAAAAUGUAUCCACUCACUACUGGGCGCUACUGUCAGUCUCUCAGUGAGGAGGAGAAGAAGGAGCUCCACAUGUUCAGUGUCCAGAGGAAGAAGGAGGCGCUGGGGAGGGGCUCGCUCAAACUCCUGCCCCGGGACCUGCURCACAGCGUCUGUGAACAUUGUGGGGAGAACAUCAACGGAGGAGAGAUGGCGGUUUUUGCCUCCAGAGCGGGUCCUGGGCUAGCCUGGCACCCAGCAUGCUUUACGUGCUCCACGUGUAGUGAGCUGCUGGUUGACCUCAUCUACUUCUACCAGGAUGAGAAGAUCCACUGUGGCCGGCACCACGCAGAGCUGCUCAAGCCACGCUGCUCAGCCUGCGACGAGGUUAUCUUUUCUGACGAGUGUACGGAGGCGGAGGGGCGUCACUGGCACAUGAAGCACUUCUCCUGUUUUGAAUGUGAGACGGUGCUGGGGGGGCAACGUUACAUCAUGAAGGAUGGUCGGCCAUAUUGCUGCGGUUGCUUUGAGUCUCUCUAUGCCGAGUACUGCAAGGCCUGCGGGGAACACAUUGGUGUGGACCAUGCCCAGAUGACGUACGACGGUCUCCACUGGCACGCCACCAAGGGUUGUUUCUGCUGUGCCCAGUGUAAGAGCUCUCUGCUGGGCUGUCCCUUCCUGCCCAAGCAGGGCCGGAUCUACUGCUCCAAGGCCUGCAGUCUGGGAGAGGACGUCCACGCCUCAGACUCCUCCGACUCCGCCUUCCAGUCGACGCGCUCCCGUGAGUCCCGCCGCAGCGUACGCAUGGGCAAGAGCAGCCGCUCAGCCGACCAGUGCCGCCAGUCGCUCCUCUUCUCACCCUCCGUCAACUACAAGUUCCCCGGGUUUACCGGUAACCCAGACACCGAUACGCUCACCAACAAGCUGGCCCACCUGGGUUUAACCAACGAGGAGUGCUUCUGGAGGGGGAGGGAGGACACCGAGGGCCCCGAGGACCGGGACGAGGAGGAGUGGGCCGAGCACGAGGACUACAUGACMCAGCUGCUGCUCAAGUUCGGGGAGCACGGAGUCUUCCAGCAAGGUGAGGUGGUCGACUCCAGACCCCCAACCGAUCUGUGGAUGACCGAGGCUGAGGUCAAGAURAAACAGUGUGAGCCUCAGGGCUCUAGGGCUGAGACUGGAGGAGGAUGUGGAGGAGGGUCAGGCAGCCAGAGCCUAGCCAGUAAGAAGUACCAGACAGAUAUGUACUGGGCCCAGUCCCAGGACGGGCUGGGGGAUUCAGCCUACGGGAGCCACCCUGGCCCGGCCAGCAGUAGGAAGCUCCAGGAGCUGGAGCACGGCGCUGGGAGCAUCGGAGGUACCAGCUUCCAGAGGGAGGAGAAGCAGUGGUAUGACAACUCUCUGGAGUGCAUCACAGACAAGGUGAAACAGACAGAUCAGAGUGUCAGGGACUCCAUGGACUCACUGGCACUGUCCAACAUCACGGGUGCCUCUGUAGAUGGCGACAGUAAAGAGAGACCUCUGGUCUACUCCUUACAGAGCUUCCAGGAACUCGAGGCUGAGAGAGACUGUGAGAACACAAGCAACAUGGGAACUCUCAACUCCUCCAUGUUACACCGCAGUGCCAAUUCUCUGAAGAGCCUUACGUCUGAGCUGGAGCAGGAGGAGAGCGUACCAGAGGAAGAAGAGAAGGCCCCUCUUCCCUCUCCCCCCAAGCCUCCUCAUGUCCCGGCGUUGAGACGGACUCGAUCCCAGUCUCGACCCCAACAGGUGAAGUUCUCCCCAGACGUCGUGGACAACAGUCGCUAUGGUGACCUGCAGGUGCGCCAGCCCCCGAUGAGCGAGCGGACGCGGCGGCGAGCAUACCAUUUGGAGGAGCAGGACCAGGAGCUCGGUGACUCGGGCUCCGGCCGCUAUCACAACCACCACCACAGGAGACGCCGCAGCCGCAAGUCACGCUCCGACAACGCUCUCCACCUGGGGCCCAAGGAGAGGGCCAAUCACAUAUACUUCAGAGAGGACCACAGAGGUCAUGGGGGACACGGCUUCAGCUCAAAGAGGCCCCAGCAGCUGGCCUUCCUGCCCAAUCAGCAGGGGUAUGGCCAGACCCAGCAUCCCCACCGCCAUCCCCACCAAGCCACCUCAGACUACAGACUCCAGCAAGGCCCAGCCAUGGAGAGGUUCAUGGGGUUGUGUGGGGACAGGGACGAGGAUGACUGGUGCUCCACCUGCUCCUCUUCUUCCUCCGAGUCUGAGGAGGAAGGCUUCUUCCUGGGCCAGCCCAUCCCCCAGACACACAGACACUACUAUGAUGGCCUGCCCAGCCCCGUGGCAGGCCUGCCCUCCCCGCCUUACGGAGCAGKCCCACGGACUAUGUCCAAAAAGAARAAGGGGCACAAGGGGAAGAACUGUAUCAUUUCAUAAGACUGGAUGUUUUACGGGCCCCUGUCGGUCCACUUUUAAAUGAUACUCUGUCUGCAACCCCCUUCUGAAUCUCUUGUUGUUGCCACUAUUGUGAAUACAGAAAAUGUCCCGCUUGUUAAAACUGUCUUGCCAACUGGAUGUAGUACAUGUUAAMAUGGCUCUGAUUCUAUUAUUGAAAUGCAUUACAACAAAAACAGAACACAUUUCAACAAAAACAGAACACGCAUAAACACAUUUCAAAGCUGUCAUCAUAAUUGUAUUAAAAAAAAAAUGUAUGCAAAUAACUCUGAACAAAUGUAUUUAUAAAAACACCAUUUAGAGACUAACGGAAAUGACUAUUUAACAGUGCAGAUAUUAAUGUAUAUAUUGUAAAGUGUAUUUUUUUUUUAUAACCCUGAGUCAAAUGUUUUUGUAGUGGAAUGGYAUUGAAAGACAAAACUGAUAGCCGUUAUCAAAGAACCUUCUCUUUUCUUAACCAGGGUUUGAAAAAUGAAAUAUAUGAUAUGCUGCCAGCAAAGGUAUUCAGAGUGCAGUUUGACCCUSGGCCUGGUUUCCCAAAAGCUAUUUCYUGGUUGCUAAAAUUURAAUAGUUCCCCUAAUUUCAGUUUGUGUGACAGAACAAGCAAGUAUAGUACCAUUUGGGGGGGCAGGUAGCCUAGUGGU
This is a messenger RNA of Salvelinus sp. IW2-2015, 3676 nucleotides long. Its product is annotated as prickle-like protein 1. The record is from RefSeq and is a predicted model, not a curated record. NCBI's taxonomy places the organism in Eukaryota, Metazoa, Chordata, Actinopteri, Salmoniformes, Salmonidae. Gene Ontology annotation, molecular function: zinc ion binding.